AUGUCAGUCACGAUGAUUGAGCCAGCUCUCGAUGCCGAUCGUCACGCGGAAAACGUACGAAAACGAAUGGAGGUGCUGUCCGUUAGGUUCAGGGGUGCGGCCGGUGGGUCCGACGCGGAGAGCGACGAGGGCGGUGCCAAUUCGGAACGGGAGUUUGGUGUCACAAGGAUAUGCGAAAUGCAACGAGAGAUGAUUGAGUUGAAGCAGAAGAUUGCCGAUGAUAGCCAACAGUGGCAGCGAGAGAAACAGAAGUCUAUGGACACCGAGAGGGCACUGGAGGCAAAAGUAGCAUCACUUGCCGCCUACUUGAAACGUUUUGAAGGGGAGGCGUUUUGGGUGACGAUGGAGCUUGACUUGUGGAAGGAAGAGGUUUUCGACUCCGAUCGACUGGUCGACGAGUUAAAGGCAGAGAUCGGCCGGCAAUCGCUGGAGUUGAAAGAUAGCGCUCAAGUUACAGAAAGACUGCGUCGGGAACUGGAGGCCACUAAGGAGGAGGUGAAUGGCGUGAAGGGUUUGCUUCAGGAGAGCUGCGCUCUGGCGAUGAGGCUCUCGAUGAGCAACGAGGCGUUGGUCACUAAGAACCAUCAGUUGGAACAGAUGACUAUACACUCGUAUGAGGCAGUUGAGAGGUACACGACCCAAUUGCUGGGAACCUUGUUCAACUCGAUCGCACACUAAAUGGCAGCCAACUAAUUCACUCCAUUCAUUUAGUGUACCUGGACAUACUGUAUAACGGUAUUUAGUUGGGCAAUAGUUUGUUUAUUUCUUAUAUUUUAAUCGCAUGUUUUUACCCCAGUAACUAUAUAUUUAUAUAUUGUAUGUUUCGCUAGAAUUCUGUUUUAGUGAAUCUUAUUUUUAAUACCA
Messenger RNA from Oppiella nova, 864 nucleotides. Lineage: Eukaryota; Metazoa; Arthropoda; Arachnida; Sarcoptiformes; Oppiidae. The record is from the annotation of a GenBank genome assembly.